Papilio xuthus (Asian swallowtail) is the source of this 1329-nucleotide messenger RNA. RefSeq names its product chymotrypsin B-like. Gene Ontology annotation, molecular function: serine-type endopeptidase activity. Lineage: Eukaryota; Metazoa; Arthropoda; Insecta; Lepidoptera; Papilionidae. Gene Ontology annotation, biological process: proteolysis. The transcript is spliced from 6 exons. The coding region runs from base 70 to 1239 and encodes 389 amino acids. The record is from RefSeq and is a predicted model, not a curated record.
AUUGACUCGUGGAGCGUCCAGAGAGGACGUUUGGUCGAAAAAGAUAAAUAUCAGUCGAAAAUAAGCAUAAUGAUAACAAAUAUUAUAUCGAGUAUUAUAAUAUUGUUAUCAGUUGGAUAUAUUUAUUCAUAUCCACAAUGCAGAAUGCCAAACGGAUAUACAGGGGAAUGUAAAUAUCUGGACAAGUGCAAACCAUUGAAAGAAGUCAGUGAAAAGAAAGUGAAGACAGACAACGAAUUGCUUUAUCUACGAGAAUCAUCCUGUGGGACUACGAGCAAUUAUUUAUAUAAGGUUUGUUGUCCGCCGCAGUCGGAAUGGUCCAAAAAAUUGGAUCUCAAACCUAUACCAUUCCCCGAAAUAAUUAAUUAUUUAGCCGAACAAGGAAGUAACGGAACAAGUCAAAAGUCUAGUGACGACACAAAAUCCACGACCGUGCUACGAGAUGGCAGCAAUAAAGAAACAGAAGAAUGCGGUGUAGAAGUAUCUGGGCCUAAGCAGGAUAGAGAUUACGGUACAGCAGAUAUCGAUGAGUAUCCGUGGAUGGCACUUUUGGAGUAUCGUUUCGGUCGCAUCAUGUGUGGAGGAAGCCUUAUCUCUCCUAACUUCAUCCUGACAGCUGCUCAUUGUAUCGAGACUACGCAUGGAAAACCUGCUUUCGCUCGUCUCGCUGAAUACAACAUGACGUCAUUCCCCACGGACUACGUAGAGGUUGAUGGUGGAGCUACAGAAACCAUCACCGUCUCUCUGAUAGCCGUUAAAUGGAGUGAGAAGCAUCCAAUGUUUGAUAAGAACACGUAUCACCACGACAUAGGCUUGGUGAAGCUUGCUGAAGAUGCUAAAAGUUCAGAUUUCAUCCGUCCAAUUUGCCUACCUCGCUACAACUUCGCGGAUCAAUUCGACACCAACACAAACUUCAUAACCGCCGGUUGGGGAGUACACGGUUCUAUUAACAACGAUAUUAAAAUGGAGGCUAAAUUACCUUAUAUGCCAAUACCUACAUGCAAACGAUCUAUAUCCAUACCAUCAUUGACAAACAAACAAUUAUGUGCCGGAGGUAAAAACGAGAGAUCCGACUGUGUAACCGAUUCCGGUGGACCAUUAAUGUUUGUAUCAGAAAAUUACUACAUGGUUGUAGGUGUUGCUAGUUACGGACCUGAUAGUUGCAGCAACAUACGUGAACCAACUGUUUACACAUACGUCUACGAAUACCUUGAUUGGAUUGAUAGCGUGAUGGUUUAAGAAUUAAGAACUGCACUGAGUUUUAUAGUCCACAAUUGUACAAUUUGUAUAGAAUAUCGUAUAUCAAGAUACUGUCUGAAAAUUGUUAAA